Molecule: messenger RNA, 411 nt
Organism: Carcharodon carcharias (great white shark)
Lineage: Eukaryota; Metazoa; Chordata; Chondrichthyes; Lamniformes; Lamnidae
Gene: nmba
Product: neuromedin Ba
Exons: 3
Coding region: 1-411 (136 amino acids)
Biological process (GO): neuropeptide signaling pathway; positive regulation of hormone secretion
Cellular component (GO): neuron projection
Molecular function (GO): neuropeptide hormone activity; neuromedin B receptor binding
Source: RefSeq, a predicted model, not a curated record
AUGUCAACAUAUUCCAUCCACAGGAUGGGGCAUCUCAGCUUCCUAGCUUACCUGGCUGUGUUCUCCUACCUGUCUGUCACCGCCUCAGUCAGCCUGGAUCUCACUGAACUCAGAAACAAAGUUUCCAAGAUUAAAGUCAACCCCAGGGGGAAUCUGUGGGCCACAGGGCACUUCAUGGGCAAGAAGAGCCUGUUGGAUUAUCCAGAUGGGCAUGAUGGUACCAUGGCAAGACUUCCCCUGAACUCCCCUGAAGGUGCCAAGGACCUUAGGAACCUGUUAACCCAGAAGAUGCUGGAUGCUGCCCUAGCUCAAGAGGCAGAGGGAAGGCGACUGAGAUACAACUCUGUCACUGAGGGAACAGGGUUAAUAAUGAAGAUUAUCGAGAGAUAUGUUAAAAAUAGCGAGAAGUGA